CGCCAUUGGCAAGCAAGCCACUGUCUCCAUAGCGACGGGCAUUGAGACAUGUAAACAAUCUCAGCUGGGCUGGCUCCAUUCAUACAUUUUGUGCUUCACGUGCAGCGCUGUAUCGCCGCUGUGCAGACUUUGUGAGGCUGUUAAACUCAACCUUCGGCGUUCAGGAAUGGAUCAAGGGUGGAGCCAAGAUGAGCUUCGGCAGAUCGGGGAGCAGAGGGAGUCCUGGUGUACGGUGGACUCCAACGCUCUGCGCAUUUGGUGCCGUCCGGAGAGGAAACACGCACAGCAGGCCUUCCGGAGCGAUGUUUUCAGCCCCAACAGGAACGAGCAGACAGAGCCGAGAUGCACCUUCCAGGUCAACGCCCCUACUCACCGGGAGCGCAGGCACUAUCCUGAGAAACAGGGAACCCAGCUGAAAAUCUAGAGCGGUUGGACGACGUCUCAUCACAACACUGGAGACAUGGGCGCUGCAACAAUUGGAGCUGCAGUGACCAGGAACCGGUGGACAACAACUGAUGGAAGUCCCUC
This is a messenger RNA of Branchiostoma belcheri (Belcher's lancelet), 528 nucleotides long. RefSeq names its product protein SPATA45 homolog. Lineage: Eukaryota; Metazoa; Chordata; Leptocardii; Amphioxiformes; Branchiostomatidae. Bases 167 to 424 code for a protein of 85 amino acids. The record is from RefSeq and is a predicted model, not a curated record. The transcript is spliced from 3 exons.